AUGGCGCAUCAAAAGCGCACGUCGCCGUUUGCUGUGCCAUACUUGCCAGGCGAAGACAGCGCAUCGGAACGCGCGUUUGACAUUGAGGCAGGGUACUUGCCAGUGCGCAAGCCCGUCGACGGCGGCACAGAGCCACAGGAUGAUGCACAUUUGUAUUUUAUGCUGCAUCGAGCUAUGUAUCCGCAAGCGCGACGCAAACUUGUGUUCUGGCUGAAUGGCGGGCCUGGAUGCUCUAGCUUUGAUGGCGCACUGCUGGAGCUUGGUGCGCUGCGAAUCCAGCGGAACGGGUCCCUUGCACUAGCGCGCCCAGGAUAUGCAUGGAAUGAGUAUGCAGAUGUCGUGUACGUGGACCAGCCUGUUGGUACGGGCUUUUCGUAUGUGUCGAACCAUGCAUACGCAAAGACACUCGAGCAGGUCGCAAAAGAGUUUGUCUACUUCUUGCAUGAGUUUGUUCGUGCAUAUCCAGCGUACAUGAAUGAAACGGAUGUGUAUCUAGCAGGAGAGAGCUUGUACGUUGCACGGGUGGACGAUGCAUGUGCUAACGACACACGCUGGUACGCAGUGCGGGGCAAUACAUUCCGUACAUUGCACAUGAGCUGUUCCAGAAUACGCAGGACGCGUAUGGAGCAGUUGCAGAUGCUAUGGCAGCCAUGGGAGGAGGAAAAGAAGCGCGGGAGGUGUCAGCAGCACAUGAGGAAAGAGGCGGUGGAACAGUGCCGCCGCCGCCACCACCAUCGCCCAUUUUGCUGA
Molecule: messenger RNA, 750 nt
Organism: Malassezia globosa CBS 7966
Lineage: Eukaryota; Fungi; Basidiomycota; Malasseziomycetes; Malasseziales; Malasseziaceae
Exons: 1
Coding region: 1-750 (249 amino acids)
Biological process (GO): apoptotic process; proteolysis
Cellular component (GO): trans-Golgi network
Molecular function (GO): serine-type carboxypeptidase activity
Source: RefSeq, a predicted model, not a curated record